Messenger RNA from Triticum aestivum (bread wheat), 1116 nucleotides. Its product is annotated as putative GEM-like protein 8. Lineage: Eukaryota; Viridiplantae; Streptophyta; Magnoliopsida; Poales; Poaceae. The coding region runs from base 172 to 819 and encodes 215 amino acids. The transcript has 2 exons. The record is from RefSeq and is a predicted model, not a curated record.
ACGGAGCUCCAGCACCAACCCACAUACCCACAGACACGCCAACAACUCACCAGCAACCUCAAGACAGAGGCCGGAAAUUGAGGCGCAAAGGAAGGAAGCAGAGCAAAGUCUUCUCUUCGCCUCCGCGUCUUACGAGAGAAACAAGUCUUCGGUUCUUCAUUCCCACAGCAAAUGGAGAAGGCAGGACAUCAGCAUGUGAUCGGCAUCCCAGUGAGCAGCACUGCUAUCGGCAUCGAGGAGCCCGAGUUCACCAGCGAUGGAGCUACCUAUGUCGACGGCGAUGCCAAGUAUUCGACGAGCGCGCGUACCGGCGGCAAAUCAGGCAGGGCAGGGGACAAGUUCGCUCGAGGAAUCAGAGAACAUGUGACUCUCGGCCCAAAACUGUACGAGACCGUGAGGGGCAAGCUCUCGCUGGGCGCGAGAAUCCUCCAGGCCGGCGGCGUGGAGAACGUCUUCCGGCGGUGGUUCUCCGUGGAGAAGAAAGAAAAGCUCGUCAACGCCUCGCAGUGCUACCUGUCGACCACCGCCGGCCCGAUCGCCGGGAUGCUCUUCGUAUCCACGGAGAGGGUGGCCUUCCGCAGCGACCGGUCGCUGGCGCUGACGUCGCCCAAGGGCGACACGGUGCGGGUGCCGUACAAGGUGGCCGUCCCGCUGCGGAGGGUGAAGGCGGCCAGGCGGAGCGAGAACCAGCACCGGCCGGAGCAGAAGUACGUCCAGCUGGUCACCGACGACGGCUUCGAGUUCUGGUUCAUGGGCUUCGUCAGCUACCAGGCGUCCCUGCAGCACCUCGAGCAGGCCAUCGCGGAGUCGCACCUCUGACCCCAUCAAUUGAUCAAAGAAGCGUACGCGCUAUGUGUCUUGUGUUGUGUGGUCUGGUUUGAUCCGUUGUGCAUAGGUAAGUAGGGUUCCACGGUGGAUUGCUUGUCGUUUUUGGCAUUGGAGCAAGUCCGGUAUACUUAAAUGGUAGGAGAAAUUUAAUUUAGGGCGUGAAAAUUUCUUCAUGUUGAAGAAGUACUGUAUGUAUGAAUGGUACAGUCGCCACGGCAAAAGUGCCAUCAUAAACGUGUGGUAUGCACUAGUUCAGUGAGAAAAAACACGAAUUGUUUGUUCCACUUC